AUGGAAUCAGAAAAGGUGUCAAAAACUUCCCAGAAAGGCCAGAGUCAGCAACCGGAGCCAUCAACAUCCACAGGCUCCGUAACAUCCAGGCCAAGGCGCGGCAGGCCAAGCGGUGCAAACCGUGUCCCUCUCACCUUGGAAGAAAGACGCGCAAGGAAUGCGCAGUACGAAAGGGAGCGGCGAGAAGACUUCGCCGCAGCGCAGACAGAAUUAGCGGAGGCUGCAGGUUGCGAUCCCAAUUUGAAGAACGCCUCGGAAGAUUUGAGCAUCGAGGAAUAUCAAAGAAUAAAUGCCAACCUGGAAGCUCAAAUUGCCAGUUGUUUCGAGAGGUUGGGGCCCGAGUAUGUGUUAAGUGGUGAUGAAGACGAUGUAGAGCCCGAUGACUCAAAUACUCGUAAACGGAAGCUAUCGCAGGAGACGUCGCGAGACGAGAAACGCAUGCGGCCAGGUACAGAGCAAGUGCCAGUGAGUGGGAGUGGGCCAAUGGUGUCGAUCACUGACCUUGCGGAGGCUGGGCCCUCCUUUCCUGGAACACACUCACUGUUGCCAUCUUCAUUUUUCCCAUCUCCAAAUUCUCCGGAGUCAGAGCUACCAACGCCGUCACAGUUUGCGCACCAUACACAAUCGCCACUGCUGCAGCUGGAGACGGCGUUAGAACAAGAAAUAGCUCUGCGUUUCUCUCAAGACGACUUACUCCAGAUUUACGGAGCCCUAGAAUCUGAAGAUAUAAUCUGA
Spodoptera exigua (beet armyworm) is the source of this 735-nucleotide messenger RNA. The record is from the annotation of a GenBank genome assembly. Lineage: Eukaryota; Metazoa; Arthropoda; Insecta; Lepidoptera; Noctuidae.